GCUUCGGGAAGCGAGUGGCCAAUAGAACCAUAUCUUUCUCUCUCCUCCUUGGCGUCUACUCGUUCGCCUGUUGAAACCGAGAACCCCGAGAUCUCCAUUUGCCUCUUCGCGAUUUCCCUCUGGGAAUGGCGGCCCCGGUGGUGGACGCGGAGUACCUCAAGGAGAUCGAGAAGGCCCGCCGAGACUUUCGAGCCCUCAUCGCCAGCAAGAACUGCGCCCCCAUCAUGCUUCGCCUCGCAUGGCAUGAUGCUGGAACUUUUGAUGUAAAUACCAAAACUGGUGGCCCAAAUGGCUCAAUUAGGCAUGAGGAAGAGUUCACUCAUGGUUCAAAUGCUGGCUUAAAAAUAGCAAUAGAUCUCUGUGAGCCUGUGAAGAGGAAGCAUCCCAGGAUUACAUAUGCUGAUCUUUACCAGCUGGCUGGAGUUGUGGCUGUUGAAGUGACUGGAGGACCGACCAUUGACUUUGUUCCAGGAAGACGGGAUUCAUCAGUUUGCCCAAGAGAAGGACGGCUUCCUGAUGCUAAGCAAGGUGCGCCCCAUCUGAGGGACAUCUUUUACAGGAUGGGUUUAUCAGAUAAGGAUAUCGUGGCACUUUCUGGUGGACACACACUGGGAAGGGCUCAUCCUGAAAGGUCAGGAUUUGAAGGUGCCUGGACAGUUGAACCCCUCAAAUUUGACAACUCGUAUUUCAUUGAAUUGCUCAAGGGAGAAACAGAGGGACUUUUGAAGCUUCCAACUGAUAAUGCUCUGUUACAUGACCCUGAGUUUAGACGCUAUGUUGAGCUGUAUGCUAAGGAUGAGGAGCUUUUUUUCAAAGAUUAUGCAGAAUCACACAAGAAAUUAUCAGAACUGGGAUUUACUUCACGACAAACUGGUUCUACCACCAAAACAAUUGCAACUAGUGCUGUUUUAGCACAAAGUGCUUUUGGAGUUGCUGUUGCUGCCGCUGUUGUGAUCCUUAGUUACUGCUAUGAAGCCUCUAGGAGAAAAUAAAUUUGGUCAGGUUCAUCUUCUGCCCCCACAUAUCUAAUGCAUCCAAGUACAAGACAGAUACUGUGAUACUGAAGUAAUAAUUGAUGAUACGCCACAGUUUUAUAUUUCUUCUAUUGGAAUACUGUGAUAAACUUGAGAGUCUUUGAUGUUAUUCUAGGACAAAUAAAUCUUAUAGAUUCUGAACUUAAGCAUAUACUACAGCACUUUGCUCA
Molecule: messenger RNA, 1204 nt
Organism: Musa acuminata AAA Group (dessert banana)
Lineage: Eukaryota; Viridiplantae; Streptophyta; Magnoliopsida; Zingiberales; Musaceae
Product: probable L-ascorbate peroxidase 4, peroxisomal
Exons: 9
Coding region: 126-992 (288 amino acids)
Biological process (GO): cellular response to oxidative stress; hydrogen peroxide catabolic process; response to reactive oxygen species
Cellular component (GO): chloroplast
Molecular function (GO): heme binding; peroxidase activity
Source: RefSeq, a predicted model, not a curated record